CUCUAAAAUUUAGACAUCAAAGCAGGAGGGAAAUUGUAUGAUGCUCAUAAGAGUUAGUUUUUCAUAUUUAUAUAGGCUAUAUCACACAUACGUACUGCCAAUCUAAGUUUCAGGGUAUUAAGACAGAUACUAGAUGCGACAUAAAUUGAAUUCUGUGCAUUUUUGGUUUGAGAAUAUGCUAGUAGGGGUAUGAUUUGCCUUUUUAAAAGUCAAAGACAAGUUAAUAAUGCAGAGCAAAUCAUAGUCACCUUUGCCUGCUCCAAACUGCAGGUUUAUCUCAAAAGUAGUGUUUUCAAAAAUAUUGAUUUAUCAAUAUAUGCAGAUUCUGAAUAUUUUAAACGGUUUCAAAAGUUAUUUUCUGCAUCAUAACACUGGCACUAGCUGCUCUUUCUCACUCUGUUAUUGUUAGUGUUAUUAUAGUGCUUCUGCUGUUUUCUGCUGUUAACCAAAAAAAGAAAUGGUGUUGUUGUCAUGUUACAGCCGUGUUACAUUUAUCAUUUAACAUCACUUUUAACUGGUAUACCCUCAAUGUCACCUUUUCCUCUUCAUAAUGAAAAUGCCAUUGAAUAUCAAUAUUUUUCAAGGUAUUGUAUUGAAGAUAGAAAUUCUAGUAUCCUGACAACACCACUUAUAAGUCUGUUAUACCUCUUCGAAUGAAGUUUUAAGUCUUGAAUACUUAAUUGUAGAUUCAGUCCUAAAACAGAUAAACUCGAGUUUUUUUUAUCCUUAGACAAAAAACACUUUUUUAUGAACCCUUCAUGAACAAAAAUCCAUUACAAUAAAUCCUAAUAGAACCAUUUGCAUACUUUUAUAAGUAUUUCAAGUCACACCUAUAGAGCAUUUAUUCAGGACCCCUCUUACAGCUGGGAUUUUCUGAGACCCCAAGCAAAGGUAAUGUGUGACUUUCUUUAUAGGAAAGUGAUAAUAAACAAUUAGGAAAUGUCAUUAAGUAUCCAGCGUCAGCGGGCAGCUCCCUCCCCCCUCCAUGUUUGCUGUCGCCUGGACACAGAGCCAAACAUUAGCUAACGGUGAGGAGGAAGCAGCACGAGCUAACCCUGUGACAACAGAAAGUUUUGUUCACAAAAAUGCUGAAAUAUCCUGAGGAGCAGAGAAACGUGGGUGUCCCGCCUCCAGGCCGGUGGGUGUGGAGUGAUGACACUCAGACAGUGGAGUUUGUCAGUUCUGGUCCAACAGAGGAGGGCGUUUUGAGGAAAAGAAGGCAAAGUAAUGUCAAUUUCAAUGAUCUCCAACAGCGAUCAGAGUGGUUGGCUGAGGUCUGCACGUUGAACGGUAGAGGGCGCCAAAGCAUUAGAAAGAGCCUGAGCCCUGCUCAUCUGAAUGCAUACAGGGCCUCGGUGAUGAAGAGUCAAGGGGACCGCAUCACCACUGAUGAUGUUAAACGGGUCGCUGUCAGUUUGCUACAAGAGAAUUACUCGCUUCCCAUUCCAUUCUGCUUCUUGGCUAUAUUGAAGAGUAAAGAGCUGGAUGAAGUUUUGGCCGCCCUUCUCCUUUACCUGUCUUAUUUCUUCGAACUUAAGUCUCUGGAGAAUACAUCAAAGUCAUUAAUGGCUGUAGACAUCACCUCAGAGCACAAGAUGAUGAUGGAGGCUUUGGCCAAAAAGGAGAUUGCUCAAAAGAAGCUGGCUGUUUGCUACUUCAGCUUCAUCAUGGACCUGGAGUUGGAACAACAUGCGUCAAAUCACAAGGGCCUGAUGUUGUCAAACAGUACAGAAUGGCUGCUGCAUGCGUGCUUGUACAGCUUUUUCUGUUGUGCGGCCUGGGUGACGUUUGGCAGGAAGGACCUGAGGGACAUCCAAGAGGAGGUGGGGCGUCUUUUGUACUCCGACACCUUCAACACAGCAGUGAGGAAAAGGUCUGAUGGGGCCUCAGGAAUGACCUUCGCCGAUGUUAAUGGUUCAAUGAAGACGGGAGAGGCUGACCCCAAGGAGACAGGAAGUAAUAGCACAUUCAAGCACAGAACGUCCCAGAGGUGUCCGGCCCUCAGCAGUAUAGUUAAUCAGCGUUCCCCACUGAUGGUAUCUCUGCUGCCCUCGCCCAAAGAACGAUCACCCCAUCUGUUCCCCAGCAGCCGGGCCAGGAGGCAGAGCCUGCCGCAGGCCGAGCACUGUGACACCAAGGCCUUGACGGAGCAGCUCAACGAGCAGCUGGCCAGUGUCAGCUUUGGGAUUCUUGGCAAGCCGUUGAAGCACUUCAACCGCAGUACCUUGAUACCCAAUGGAGGACAGAAAAACAACCGAGGUGAGGGUGACAGCCACGACCCAGAGAGUGAUGUUAAUAACAACAGCGAGGAUCAUCCUGCAAUCCACGCUGGAGGUAGCAGGUCGUCCUUAAUGGGACCCAAGAUGACAGGCCUCGCCAGAUACAGCAGCACCACCCACAUAAACACCAGAAACUCUGCAGCUACCGUCCCUUGUCACACUGACUGUCCCUUGUCUGUGACAAGGAUGUAGUUGGAGCACGCCAUGUCACUCCCACUAACCUACCCGACUAAUUUGCAUGCUACCAAGGUAUAGGAAUUAGCUAUCAGGCCACUAUGUAAACUCUUUUUUCAUGAGGCCUACAGAUAAGCUAGAUCUUAAAGAAAUUAUCAAAAACAUGAAAAAUCACAUACAGCGGGGCUGCUGGGAUAUGCAGUAAAAUCUUGAUAGCUAUAAAAAACUUCACUGUAAAACCACUUGCUCAUUGUAUUGAUUUGUCUUUACUUCAUGGUGUUGUGCCAAA
Epinephelus moara (kelp grouper) is the source of this 2742-nucleotide messenger RNA. Its product is annotated as protein phosphatase 1 regulatory subunit 36. The transcript is spliced from 11 exons. Gene Ontology annotation, biological process: negative regulation of phosphatase activity. Gene Ontology annotation, molecular function: phosphatase binding. NCBI's taxonomy places the organism in Eukaryota, Metazoa, Chordata, Actinopteri, Perciformes, Serranidae. Bases 1086 to 2471 code for a protein of 461 amino acids. The record is from RefSeq and is a predicted model, not a curated record.